Oncorhynchus keta (chum salmon) is the source of this 10629-nucleotide messenger RNA. RefSeq names its product calmodulin binding transcription activator 2 (gene camta2). The record is from RefSeq and is a predicted model, not a curated record. Gene Ontology annotation, molecular function: double-stranded DNA binding; transcription coregulator activity; protein binding. Gene Ontology annotation, biological process: regulation of transcription by RNA polymerase II. Lineage: Eukaryota; Metazoa; Chordata; Actinopteri; Salmoniformes; Salmonidae. Gene Ontology annotation, cellular component: nucleus.
UCUCUCUCUCUCUCUCUCUCCCUCCCACUCUCUCUCUGUCUCUCUCUCUCCCUCCCACUCUCUCUCUACGGAGUGACGUCGGUGUUAAGAAGAAGAUGGCGGCGCCAGGAAAGGCGGAAGGUGUAUCGCAGUGUGGACCUCUGUGGUGUGUGAGUUGUGUGUAGUGCCGCUGGUUGGAGUGAGUCGUCUAGUCAUCAUGAACAAUAAGGAGAGAGAAAGCACAAAAGAGUCAGAGAACAGUCGAAGCCAGAUGAAGGUGUUUCUGCCUAACAAGUUGUUGGAGCGUCUCCCUCAAACCACCUCCCUACCCAAGGAGAGACUACGAUGGAACACCAAUGAGGAGAUUGCAUCCUACUUGAUCACAUUUGACAGACAUGAAGAGUGGCUAUCCUGCUCGCUCAAGACCAGGCCCCAGAAUGGCAGCAUCUUCCUGUAUAACAGGAAGAAGAUCAAGUACAGGAAGGACGGCUACUGCUGGAAGAAGAGGAAAGAUGGGAAGACCACCAGAGAAGACCACAUGAAGCUCAAAGUACAGGGCAUAGAGUGUCUCUAUGGUUGCUACGUCCAUUCUUCCAUCGUCCCAACAUUCCACAGGAGGUGCUACUGGCUGUUGCAGAACCCAGACAUGGUGCUGGUUCACUACCUGAAUGUUCCGUCGCUGGAGGAUCAUGGGAAGGCGUGCGGCCCGUUGCUAUGUGCCGUAGCCGACCGCCGAGACUCGUUACGCUGGAGCCGAGACGAACUACUGGCCCAGCUCAAGCCUAUGUUCCACAGCAUUAAGUGGUCAUGUGGAGAAGGUUAUGGAUCAUCAGAGUUCUCUAUAGAACAACUGGCUCAACAGAUCCUGGAGUCUCAACAGACCAAACCUCAGCCUCGCACACACACCUGUCUCUGCAGCUCCACACUGGCGUCUCCUGGAGCUAACAUUCCCCACCGCUGUAACAGCACCAAACAUCGCAUUAUCUCCCCCAAACUGCCCGCUACCAGCCCUGCCAUGUCAGCCUCACCCCUGGCUGAGGGGGAGACAGGAGGGGGAGACAUCCCUGCAGGCGGCGAGAAGAAACCUUCCCCACACACACACCCUCCCCCCUCACACACACACUCCCAGGUAAAGCUUGGAGGGUCUACCAGCCUGGUAGGGAGACAUGAGGGAGUCUCUUCCUCCCCCUCUCCCCCCUCCUCCUCCUCCUCCUCCUCAUCAUCCCCCCCCCAGGCUCACCGCACAGCAACCAUCGCCGUCAGCAACGGCACCACCAACAAUUUCUAUGGUGACCAGCGGGGCCUGACGACGGUUGCCCUACCGCAGAAUGCGGUGAUCGUCAUGACUACGGCGGGGGUCAUCGGGACGCAGGGUGGAGGAGAGCGGGAGUCGAGUCUGUCUCUUACCCGUUCAGGUCAGCUGGUACUCUCCCCCGUCCCCCCUAAACCAGACACCCCCUCCCCCCCAACCCCACCUGCUCCACCCACCCCCUCCCCCCCCACCCCCGGGGUGGCUACUCUCAGCCUCACCCUCCUGUCCUCACCCGUUAUAGGGGGACUACUCCUCACUCCAUCCCCCUCUCCAUCUCUCCUGCACCCUCUCCCUCCUGCCGCCCCCUCUCCCUCACCCUGCCAACCUGUCUUCGAUCCAGACUCCUUUCUGAACAGUCCUAAACAGGGUCAGACCUACGGAGGCACUCUCCCCCUUCCUCACCCUCUCCUCCCCCCUCCUCCUCCUCCCCACAUGCACCCUCCCUCACUCUCUCCCUCUCCCCCACGUCCCCUCCCCCCUGCUCAUCCCCUCCCUCCUCUCUCUCAUCCCUCUCUUCUGAGGCAGAGAGGAAGAAUGAAGAGAGUGAUGCUCCAGACCUCUGCCCCUUCUCCCUCCCUCCCUCCAACCCUUUCUCUAUCCCUCUCUCCGUCCCACUCUAUCCCUUCUUCCUCCCUCCCUCCAACCCUUUCUCUAUCCCUCUCUCCGUCCCACUCUAUCCCUUCUUCCUCCCUCCCUCCAACCCUUUCUCUAUCCCUCUCUCCGUCCCACUCUAUCCCUUCUUCCUCCCUCCCUCCAACCCUUUCUCUAUCCCUCUCUCCGUCCCACUCUAUCCCUUCUUCCUCCCUCCCUCCAUCCCUUUCUCUAUCCCUCUCUCCGUCCCACUCCGCCCCUUCUUCCUCCCUCCCUCCAUCCCUUUCUCUGUCCCUCUCUCCGUCCCACUCCGCCCCCUCUCUCCUGCCUCUGUGUCUGGAAUCAGCGCUGGCCCUGGGCCCUCUGGGGGAGACAGAGGGGGAGAGGGGGGAGGCAGAUGGAGAGAGAGAAAGACAGAGGGAGGAGGGGAGAGAAGAGGGGCACCCGCCCACCAAACUGGCUCUCCUCCAGCGAAGCCAAUCCCCCAAGCCGUCGUCGUCAGGGCAACACCACAGAAAAACAUCAUCAUCGCUGCUCCUGAUUCGCCACGAAACGCAGCAGACCCCUCCCACUCAGCAGAUGGCGCCCAAUCUGCAGCCUCACAGGCAGGACGGAGAGCAGCCAUUGGUCGUCCUAGAGCCCAAAGAGCUCCAGCAGCACCUCCCCCAACCCAUGACCUCUAUGCACUGUAACCCCAACCCCACCCCGACCCCGACCCCACUGACCCUGACCCAGAACCACCACUCUCAACUCCUCCUGCUGCAACACAGACGUCUUCAGAGUCAGGAGAGAGAGAUGGAGAAAGAGGUGGAAAGAGAGAGGGGGAGGGAGGUGGAAAGGGAGAGGGGGAGGCAGCUCUUACUCCUGCACCAGAGACUCAGCCAGCCGACUCCCUUAGAGUCCCUGUUUGCUAACAUCAACAACGUGGCUAAUGCAAACAUGGCUCUUUCGACUACUGUUAAUAUGGACAGUGCCAAUGCCACUAUGGGUAAUGUUAACAUGACCAAUAUGGCUAAUGGGCGGGUUAGAGUAAAGGAGGAGAGGGGGCGGGGCUACGAGGCAGAGGACACACCCAUGGACACGGGUCAAAGGUCGGAGGUCACGGAUGUCUCGGAGGAGCUAGAGAUAUCGUUCGACAGCCAGUUCCCUGACCUCAUUUCUGAGCUCAUCACAGAGGCCGACGCCCCCAACACACACACACACACACACACCUCGGUCCUCGUCCCGAACCCGGCUCCCACCAGCCUGUUCCCUACGGGGGUACGUUACAUGGUUCCUCCCCAGCCCUCCCCCUCCUCCUCCUUCCUCCCCUUCCCCCCUCUUCCCCCUAACAACGGGACUGAGCUACAACGCCUAGCAACCAUCACAGACUUCUCCCCCGAGUGGUCCUACCCAGAGGUGAGACAGGGGAGAGGGGGGCCUAAAGUGUUGAUAAACCUGGCAGGUCCCUGGUUGGAGGCUACUGGACGUUACAGCUGCGUGUUUGACCAGAGCACCGUCCCCGCUUCACUUAUUCAGCCUGGAGUACUAGAUAGCUACUGCCCUGCCCACGAGGCAGGGUUGGUGUCUCUUCAUAUAGUGGAGGACAGUGGGUCUGUCUCUUCGUCUGUUCUGUUUGAAUACAGAGCUAGAAACGCCUCAUCUCUACCCAGCUCACAGCUGGACUGGCUGUCCCUGGACGAUAACCAGUUCCGUAUGUCCAUCCUGGACAGACUGGAGCAGAUGGAGAGGAGGAUGGCUGAGAUGUCUGCAACCAACCCACACACACAGCCGCCGCCACAAUGCCAGCGGAUCAGCACACUCUCCCCACACACGCCCGAAGACAGAAGCCAGUCAGGCCCAUGGUUUGAGAGGAGGAUAGUUGGAGUAUGUGAGAGGAUGAUGGAGGGAGGAAGGUGGAGAGGAGGGGGAGAAGAGCGCCUCGCUCACUCCAUACGCCACAGAGGGAUGACACUGCUCCACCUGGCCGCUGCACAGGGAUACACACACCUCAUCCACACACUCAUCCACUGGAGGAGUGUCAACAGUGACAGUCUGGACGUAGAGCAGGAAGUUGAUCCGCUCACCGUCGAUCAUUUCUCAUGCACUCCUCUGAUGUGGGCGUGUGCUCUGGGACACCAGGCAGCAGCCGAGGUUCUAUAUGGUUGGAACAGCCUGGCGCUCGGAAUUCCCGACUCACUAGGCCGCCUCCCCCUCGCAGUUGCACGCUCUCGCGGACACACAUGCCUCGCCCGCGCGCUGGAGGACCUACACACACACCGCCCCGACACGCACACACCCACAGAGAGGGCCGAGGAGGGGGCUCAGGGGGAGCAGAGCACCACCCCCACUCCACAACUCCCCCCCUCUCCACUGUCCACCAGUCCUGACACAGGUCUGAGUUCGUCCAGUAGUAUUCCCUCCCCCUCUCUCUCCCUCCCCUCCCCCUCUCUCAGCUCAGCCUACUCUAGUGGGUCUGUACCCCUCUACAACCCUCCUGACCCAAUGGAUACCUCCCCCUCCUCCCCCUCUCUCUCCCUGUCCUCCCUCCCCUCUCCCCUCCCUCCCCCUCUCUCCCUCCCUCUGAGCCUGCCGGUAUGGGGCGAGGCCUGUGGAGGUUGUGAAGCUGGGGACUCUAGUUUGAACGCCGGGCCCAGAGACCCUCUCUUCCUCAUGGACUACGAACCGGCCCCUCCCCACUCCCCUCCCGGACCUCCACACUCACACACACCCCCCCGUCGCUCACACACACCCCCCCGUCGCUCACACACACACACCUUCGAGGAGCAGGUGAGCUUCAAUGAGAAUGCAGAGAACGAGGAGGAGUUCCUGCCUGCUGAGGUGCUACAGGUUGACAUGGCAACGUUAGCAGAGCAGAUCAUCGAGGCGACUCCUGAGCGAAUCAAACAAGAGGAAUUGUCCAGGGGGGCAGAGUCACCGCUCAGAGAGAGGCGGGACAACACGGUGAUAUCCGACACCAUGCCCUGGUUGGCCACUUACCUGGACACUCACACACACUCCUCUCUGUCCAGAUGUGUGUACCCCCCCUCCCACCUCAGUACCCUGGCCCUCCAGAGGCUGCGGCCCCCCAGUAGUGUGGCGUGGGCGGAGUUCCUGAACGCCUCGGCCAAUGGGAGGAUGGAGAGAGACUUUGCUCUGCUGACUCUGACUGACUCUGAGCAGAGAGAACUGUACGAGGCUGCGCGCAUCAUUCAGAACGCCUUCAGACGAUACAAGGGUCGGAGGUUGAAGGAACAGCAGGACAUGGCAGCAGCCGUCAUCCAACGAUGCUACAGGAAGUACAAGCAGCUAACAUGGAUAGCUCUGAAGUAUGCUCUGUAUAAAAGGAUGACUCAGGCAGCGAUACUGAUCCAGUCUAAGUUCCGUAGUUACUAUGAGCAGAAGAAAUUCCAGCAGUCUAGACGGGCUGCGGUUCUGAUCCAACAGUACUACCGCAGCUAUAAGGAGUAUGAACGCCUCAAACAGGGACCCAGAGGGUCCGGAUCACACAAUCCAAAACUGAAGGGUUCCUUCCUGACUAAGAAGCAGGACCAGGCCGCUAGGAAGAUCAUGAGAUUCCUACGACGAUGCCGACACCGGAUUAAAGAGUUGAAACAGACGAAGGAGUUAGAGAGGAGAGGGCUUACCACCUAACUCCUCUUUUACCCCUCCUUCAUCCUGCCAUCCGCCACGGGAGAGAGGGAUGACUGAUGGAGAAGAGAGAGCAGCCUGUCUGUUCUCCUCCCUUUAUUCUCUGUCUCCCUCCACUGGGGUCGCUCAUCACCCCAUCCAGCUGUAUGCCUCUGUCACUCCUCCUCUCCUCCUCUCAUCCUCCUCUCCUCCUCUCCUCCUCUCCUCAUCUCCUCCUCCUCUCAUCCUCCUCUCCUCCUCCUCUCCUCCUCUCAUCCUCCUGUCCUCCUCUCCUCCUCCUCUCCUCCUCUCCUCCUCCUGUUCUCCUCCCUUUAUUCUCUGUCUCCCUCCUUCCACUGGGGUCGCUCAUCACCCCAUCCAGCUGUAUGCCUGUCACUCCUCCUCUCCUCCUCUCAUCCUCCUCUCCUCCUCUCCUCCUCCUCUCCUCCUCCUCUCCUCCUCUCCUCCUCCUCUCCUCAUCUCCUCCUCCUCUCCUCCUCUCAUCCUCCUGUCCUCCUCUCCUCCUCCUCUCCUCCUCUCCUCCUCCUCUCCUCCUCCUCUCCUCCUCCUCUCCUCAUCUCAUCCUCCUGUCCUCCUCUCCUGCUCCUCUCCUCCUCUCCUCCUCCUGUUCUCCUCCUCUCAUCCUCCUGUACUCCUCUCUUCCUCUCAUUCUCCUGUACUCCUCUCCUCCUCUCAUUCUCCUGUACUCCUCUCCUCCUGUACUCUCCUCCACUCCUCCUCCUGUACUCCUCUCCUCCUGUACUCUCCCCCUCUCCUCCUCCUGUACUCCUCUCCUCCUUCUCUUCAUCCCUCUCUCAUGAUGAAGUCAUGCUACUUCUGCAAGAAUGCAAACUGCGAAGGGAUGGAGAGAGAGAAGUAAAAAAAGGAGAGAGAGACUCCUGCCUUACCCCCUGUUCUGCUGUGGAGAGGAGGAGGAACCUGCCUUACCCCCUGUUCUGCUGUGGAGAGGAGGAGGAACCUGCCUUACCCCUUGUUCUGCUGUGGAGAGGAGGAGGAACCUGACUGAAUCUGUUUAUUCUUUAUUUUAUCUAUUUCUGGGCAAAACAAGACAACUGCAGCUUCUAACUGAAUGUAUGGAACAUUAAAAAAAAAUAUAUAUAUAUAUAUAUACACAUAUAUAUUCUACAGAUAUCAAAUACUACAUGUCACUGCUUUUGUGUUAUUCGUUGGGGCAGGUAUUGUAUGUAAAGUGAUAGUCACUGAGACAGUAGGACUGAACAGAACACUUAAAGUCUUAAAACAGGGAGAUAUCUUAACUAACUAACCACCUUUACACACAACUAGAUGGGUUGGUAAAGAACCUCUAUAGAAUGGCAUUACAUCCAUGUAUGUGUAGAUAGAACCAGUAUAGAUCUAGACCACCUAGAGAGGAACCACCUCAUGUUAGUGUAGAUAGAACCAGUAUAGAUCUAGACCACCUAGAGAGAACCACCUCAUGUUAGUGUAGAUAGAACCAGUAUAGAUCUAGACCACCUAGAGAGGAACCACCUCAUGUUAGUGUAGAUAGAACCAGUAUAGAUCUAGACCACCUAGAGAGAACCACCUCAUGUUAGUGUAGAUAGAACCAGUAUAGAUCUACACUACCGAGAGAGGAACCACCUCAUGUUAGUGUAGAUUGAACCAGUAUAGAUCUAGACCACCUAGAGAGGAACCACAUCAUGUUAGUGUAGAUAGAACUAGUAUAGAGCUAGACCACCGAGAGAGGAACCACCUCAUGUUAGUGUAGAUAGAACCAGUAUAGAUCUAGACCACCUAGAGAGGAACCACCUCAUGUUAGUGUAGAUAGAACCAGUAUAGAUCUAGACAACCUAGAGAGGAACCACCUCAUGUUAGUGUAGAUUGAACCAGUAUAGAUCUAGACCACCUAGAGAGGAACCACCUCAUGUUAGUCUAGAUUGAACCAGUAUAGAUCUAGACCACCUAGAGAGAAACCACCUCAUGUUAGUGUAGAUAGAACCAGUAUAGAUCUACACUACCUAGAGAGGAACCACCUCAUGUUAGUGUAGAUAGAACCAGUAUAGAUCUAGACCACCUAGAGAGAAACCACCUCAUGUUAGUGUAGAUAGAACCGGUAUAGAUCUAGACCACCUAGAGAGGAACCACCUCAUGUUAGUGUAGAUAGAACCAGUAUAGAUCUAGACCACCUAGAGAGAAACCACCUCAUGUUAGUGUAGAUAGAACCAGUAUAGAUCUAGACCACCUAGAGAGAAAACACCAGGUGUCCCAAAGUCUUAAAGAAACAAACCAACCAAUCAACUGACUGAGACCAUUUUACUAACUAGUCAGUUAUAGAAACUAGGAGGGGUUUGAUGAUAAUGAAGACAGUGAGGUUUCAGAUUGUGUUGUAGGAGCAUUAUAGGUUUGGUUGCUGUAACGUUGCAGGGUGGUUGUAGGAGGGUUUGGUCUGCGAGAGACUGUAAACAUCCUGAUCCUUUACAUUAUCAGGGUUAAAGGUCAGGCUAACACAACGUCCUUAACUCAUCCUUUACACUGUCAGGGGUUAAAGGUCAGGGGUUAGAGAUCAGGGAUUGAGCACAAUAAUCAGAAUAUUAAAUAUUUUUGUGUCUAAGGAGAUCAAAUGUUAAUUUGACUGAUGUAAAAAAUGCAGUGUCUUCAAACCCUUCUGACGGAAACACAGAAACACAGAAAGAUGUUUACCAACACAAUUAUUACACACACUGGUUUAUAAACUGAUUACAUGUAUUAAUGGUUUAUAAACUGUAUUAAUGGUUUAUAAACUGUAUUAAUGGUUUAUAAACUGUAUUAAUGGUUUAUAAACUGUAUUAAUGGUUUAUAAACUGUAUUAAUGGUUUAUAAACUGUAUUAAUGGUUUAUAAACUGUAUUAAUGGUUUAUAAACUGUAUUAAUGGUUUAUAAACUGUAUUAAUGGUUUAUAAACUGUAUUAAUGGUUUAUAAACUGUAUUAAUGGUUUAUAACACUCUAUGACGGUUAAGAACGCGUAAUACUCAGUUUUACUAUUGCACUCUAUUACAACCUACCAACUCUGAAAGAAAGAGACUCUAGACGUGAUAGAAGGUGCUGUCUGACUGGGCUUGGUGUACAUACUGUAACAUACAGUCUGGUUGAAGAUUUAUUAUCAUAUUAUAUUAGGACUCUUGUCCUUUAUGAGAUCGCUCUGCUUGCUUGACUGAUGAACCUUGGGCUGUUCCCAAUGGGCCCCUAUUCACUAUGUUGUACACUACCCAUAGGGCUCUGGUCUAAAGUAGUGCACUAUAUAGGGCUCUGGUCUACAGUAGUGCACUAUAUAGGGCUCUGGUCUACAGUAGUGCACUAUAUAGGGACUAGGGUGCCAGUUGGGAUGUAUUUUCUGAUGUGUUGUUUACUGUAGUGGACCCUAUAUAUCAGUGCACUACUUCAACCAGAGCUUUCUAUAAAUAGGGAACAGGGAGUCAUUGGGGAUGCGACCCGUGGUUUCACAUUAUCUUACUACUGGGUGUCCCAAUAGCUCCCUGUUCACUAUAUACUAGUGCACUAUGUAGGGAAUAGGGGACCCAACUAUGAGAUUAUUAUUACUGGUGUUCUGUUAAUAUAUUAAACGACUGAGUUGAUUUAUUUUGCAUGAGUUUGUAACAGUUUUUACAUUUUCAAAACUUUUCAAAAAUAUUAUGAAGUAUUAAAAAAAGAUGACGUGUCUAUUUUUCUUUUUUCUCUCUGCUGGUGUUUGAGUAUUAAAUGUUUAUUUAUGAAUAUUAUGAUUAUUCUAAUUUAAGACAUUUAUUGAUCUGUGGUUUGUUAUUUCAAUGCAGACCAAAUGGCACCCUAUUCCCUAUUUUGGGCACUACUUUAGAUCAGGACCCAUAGGGAGGUGGUUAAAAGUAGGGCACUACUUUAGAUCAGGACCCAUAGGGAUGUGGUUAAAAGUAGGGCACUACUUUAGAUCAGGUCCCAUAGGGAGGUGGUUAAAAGUAGGGCACUACUUUAGAUCAGGACCCAUAGGGAUGUGGUUAAAAGUAGGGCACUACUUUAGAUCAGGUCCCAUAGGGAGGUGGUUAAAAGUAGGGCACUACUUUAGAUCAGGACCCAUAGGGAUGUGGUUAAAAGUAGGGCACUACUUUAGAUCAGGUCCCAUAGGGAUGUGGUUAAAAGUAGGGCACUACUUUAGAUCAGGUCCCAUAGGGAGGUGGUUAAAAGUAGGGCACUACUUUAGAUCAGGACCCAUAGGGAUGUGGUUAAAAGUAGGGCACUACUUUAGAUCAGGUCCCAUAGGGAGGUGGUUAAAAGUAGGGCACUACUUUAGAUCAGGUCCCAUAGGGAUGUGGUUAAAAGUAGGGCACUACUUUAGAUCAGGUCCCAUAGGGAUGUGGUUAAAAGUAGGGCACUACUUUAGAUCAGGACCCAUAGGGAGGUGGUUAAAAGUAGGGCACUACUUUAGAUCAGGUCCAAUAGGGAGGUGGUUAAAAGUAGGGCACUACUUUAGAUCAGGUCCAAUAGGGAGGUGGUUAAAAGUAGGGCACUACUUUAGAUCAGGUCCAAUAGGGAUGUGGUUAAAAGUAGGGCACUACUUUAGAUCAGGACCCAUAGGGAGGUGGUUAAAAGUAGGGCACUACUUUAGAUCAGGUCCAAUAGGGAGGUGGUUAAAAGUAGGGCACUACUUUAGAUCAGGUCCCAUAGGGAGGUGGUUAAAAGUAGGGCACUACUUUAGAUCAGGUCCCAUAGGGAUGUGGUUAAAAGUAGGGCACUACUUUAGAUCAGGUCCCAUAGGGAGGUGGUUAAAAGUAGGGCACUACUUUAGAUCAGGUCCCAUAGGGAUGUGGUUAAAAGUAGGGCACUACUUUAGAUCAGGUCCAAUAGGGAUGUGGUUAAAAGUAGGGCACUACUUUAGAUCAGGGCCCAUAGGGAUGUGGUUAAAAGUAGGGCACUACUUUAGAUCAGGUCCCAUAGGGAUAUGGUUAAAAGUAGGGCACGAAAGGGAAAAGGGUGCCAUUUGGAAAGCAGGUUUUGUUUCUACUUCCUGUCACUUUGUACAUUUGGGUUUCCUUGGCGACGUUCUUUUACGACUGCGAUUGUCACAAUGACAACACUUGUUUUAUCUAUUUCAUAAUAGAUAAACUUUGGAACUAAAUAAACUAUAAACCCUCAACAUGGGUGUCUGUCA